This is a messenger RNA of Penaeus vannamei (Pacific white shrimp), 459 nucleotides long. The record is from RefSeq and is a predicted model, not a curated record. NCBI's taxonomy places the organism in Eukaryota, Metazoa, Arthropoda, Malacostraca, Decapoda, Penaeidae.
AUGUCUGCGGGCGUGAAGCCUCCCUGCGGCCAAACCCCGGCGAGCGAGUUCGCGCCCCAGGAGAGCAACAUGGCUUCCUCACUCGCUGCCAUUGUUGAGUUUAUUGAUGGCAGUGGGAAUGUCCUGGUUGCUGGGUCUCGAGAAGCCGCUGACCUUAUCCGUGAACUUGUGACAGAGGUUGGUGUGGAAAUGGAUGAGGAAGGAGCAGCUGUCAUUGACCACUUGCAUUAUGAUGCAAAUGAUGAUGGGCAGCACACCCUCAUUGCUGCACCAAGUACUGGACUCAUUGACUCAGAUGUUAUGGUUGGAUCGAAUUCCCAAGUGCCAUUGUUAUACAGAGGCACCGGGCUGAUCACAGAUGCUGACAACCCUUUGGUUCUACCAGUGUUGAGGGCACCCUCUACUGCAUAUUGCUAUAAUCCUACACAAUCCAUCACUGACUACCCUCAUGCCACAGGU